AUGGGCGCGCUCGAGCUGCGAAGCGCGACACACGAGCGCGACCCAAACUGUGUCACUCCUGAAAUACGCAGGCCAGACAAAGCAGUGCAAGCACAUAAUGUGGCAACACCGACGCGUGCCUCCUCAGCCGCCUCCGCCAGCUCCAGCCCGACACCAACGCGUGCAGCAGCAGACAGCGCAGCCGCCGUAGCCAGCUCCAGCCCUACCCCAUCGCGUGCCGCCUCCACCCCGUCGUCAUCGCUGGUGGUGCGUACCAGUGCUGAGUCGUCACCCAGUGCACUGACGGAUGAGACGCGGCCGGAUCAUCCUUGCAUCUCCACCAACUCCAGUGCCAAUACGGACGCAGCGAAGCUCUCUCUGGCGCCCACAUGCGCCGAGAUCCCACAGCUGUCAACGGAUGACACUGCAGCCCAGUCGCCAGCGACAGCGGCAGCUGCUGCUGCUGCUUCGUCAGGAGACGGGAACAGCUCACAAGGCGGCAAGCCACCUCCAUCACCGCCAUCCUGCCCGCUCUCGGACAUGGCCUGUCUCAGCUCGUAUGAGAUUGAUGGCUUGCGACGGCUGCUGGCCGAGCUGAACGUUUCCACGACGAUGGUGAGGGCGUGUCCCGAGGAGCUGGGGGAUCCUGGGGAGCUCAUGUCGACCGUGGAGAAUCUGCGUGUGUCGCCCGCACCAAUACCUGACAACAUUGUGGAAAUAGUGGCAGUUGAAACAGAGAUUGUAUGCAAGUCCUCAGCUGCUACUGCAUCUCCAAGAAAGACAGCAGGUAUAUCAUCUCGUGACGACCACAUAAGUCUGAAUUUGAAGUGCGAAGAUGCUUCAGCAACCACAUCGUACUUUUCCAUUGCUUUCAUUGUGCUUCUACUGUGAUGUGUGUAACUUGUGGGGUAUAUAUGUGUCGUGAUGACAUUGUAUGCUGGCGACACGGUCAGAUUUUGUCCAUGCGUGUAACGUACACCUGCAUGUUAUGCAUUGAAAAGGAUCUGCCACUUGCGAUCCUGGGACAAGUAUCAGGUCAGCUUUGUCUUGUGUGGGCUGUACCAGAUUGCUGUUCACUUUUCCAUCUGUUGGAUAUGUGACUUACUGCAAGUUUCUGGUGUAUGGUGGCCACUUCUUUGCUUGUCACUUUGUAUGAUAUUACAUUCUGUAUUCGCUGCUUCCAUGGCGUGGUCUGCAAACUGCAAUCCUUGGGCAAAUGUCAUGUUUGCUAUGUUAUGCUUUGGCCGUCAGCUUGUCUACACGUUGUAGUUGAAUUAUUUUGUUCCACAACUGACUUCCUUUUAAAAGUACGGUGGCCACUGCUUUGCAUGGCAUUUUA
Sycon ciliatum is the source of this 1318-nucleotide messenger RNA. RefSeq names its product mucin-1-like. The transcript is spliced from 5 exons. The record is from RefSeq and is a predicted model, not a curated record. Bases 1 to 870 code for a protein of 289 amino acids. NCBI's taxonomy places the organism in Eukaryota, Metazoa, Porifera, Calcarea, Leucosolenida, Sycettidae.